AUGGUGUCCCCUCGGGCUUGCGUGGGCAAGCUGGGCUCGGCGCUGCCCUUGCUGCUGGUGCUGUGGGAUCUCCACUACGAGGGAGCAGAAUGUGGAAUAAAUGCAGAAGUAGAAAAACAGCUCGAAAUGGGAAAGAAGCUGUUAGCCGCCGGACAGCUGGCAGACGCUUUGUCUCACUUCCAUGCUGCCAUAGAAGGGGACUCCGAUAACUACUUUGCCUAUUACCGAAGAGCCACAGUCUAUUUGGCCAUGGGCAAAUCUAAAGCUGCCAUUCGUGACUUAAGCAAGGUGGUUGAGUUAAAGCAGGAUUUCACAUCGGCAAGGCUACAAAGAGGACAGCUGCUUCUUAAGCAGGGGAAGUUUGAUGAAGCAGGAGAGGACUUUAGAAAAGUGCUCCUAUCUAAUCCUAGUGAUAAGGAGGAGACAGAUGCUCGCUCCCAGCUGCUGAAGUCUGAUGAGAUGCAGCGACUGUCUUCCCAAGCACAGUCUGAGUAUCGCCAGGGGCAUUACUAUACCGCUAUCGGUUUCUUGGAUGAAAUUCUGGAUGUUUCUGUUUGGGCUGCGGAACUGCGUGAGCUUCGAGCAGAAUGCUACAUCAAGGAAGGAGAACCCGGGAAGGCCAUCGGUGAUUUAAAAGCUGCCUCCAAACUGAAGAGUGAUAAUACGGAAGCGUUCUAUAAACUCAGCACUAUAUACUACCAACUAGGGGACCAUGAACUGUCCCUAAGUGAAGUUCGUGAAUGCUUGAAGCUCGACCAGGACCACAAGGAGUGCUUUUCUCAUUACAAGCAAGUAAAGAAACUAAACAAACAGAUUGUGACGGCAGAAGAGCUCAUCCAAGAAGGCAGGUACCAGGAGGCCAUUGAUAAAUACAAGACAGUGAUGAAAACGGAGCCCACAGUUUCUGCUUAUACCACACGUGCCAAAGAGAGAGUCUGCCACUGCCUCUCCAAGAACCAGGAGUCAACAGAAGCCAUCAAGAUCUGCAGUGAAGUUCUACAACUGGAAGGAGACAACGUAAAUGCCCUCAAAGCCAGAGCCGAAGCGUACUUGCUGGAAGAGCAGUACGAGGAAGCCAUUCGGGACUACGAAGCUGCGAAGGAGCAGAAUGACGAUGAUCAAGAGAUCCUGGAAGGCCUGGAGAGAGCGCAGAGGAUGCUCAAGCAGUCUCAGAAGAGAGAUUACUACAAAAUUUUAGGAGUGAAAAGGAAUGCCAGAAAACAAGAAAUUGUAAAAGCGUACAGGAAGCAGGCAAUGCAGUGGCACCCAGAUAACUUCCAGAACGAAGAAGAGAAGAAGAAAGCAGAGAAAAAGUUCAUUGACAUAGCAGCUGCCAAAGAAGUCCUCACUGAUCCAGAAAUGCGGCGGAAAUUCGAUGCCGGAGAAGACCCGCUGGAUGCGGAAAGCCAGCAAGGCGGAGGAAACCCUUUCCACCGAGGAUGGAAUUCCUGGCAGGGGUUUGACCCCUUCAGUUCUGGAGGACCUUUUAAAUUUAAGUUCCACUUCAGUUAG
Molecule: messenger RNA, 1512 nt
Organism: Euleptes europaea (tarantolino)
Lineage: Eukaryota; Metazoa; Chordata; Lepidosauria; Squamata; Sphaerodactylidae
Gene: DNAJC3
Product: DnaJ heat shock protein family (Hsp40) member C3
Exons: 12
Coding region: 1-1512 (503 amino acids)
Biological process (GO): protein folding in endoplasmic reticulum
Cellular component (GO): endoplasmic reticulum
Molecular function (GO): misfolded protein binding; protein-folding chaperone binding
Source: RefSeq, a predicted model, not a curated record